AUGGUGAAGUUUAGGGAGACUCUUAGUUUCUGCAACCUUUUUGACUUGGGGUUUAGUGGCAAUAGGUUCACUUGGACCAACAAUAGGGAAGGCAGACAUUUCACAAAGGAAAGACUCGACAGGGCCUGUGGCAAUAGCAAGUGGAUCAACCUAUUUGGAAACUUUACUGUAACUCACUUGGAUUGCUCCCAAUCUGAUCACAACCCCAUAAUAGUCCAGAAAACAGGCCAAUUCCCUUCUAGAAAGAGGAACAGAAUUUUUAGAUUCGAAUCAGCCUGGACCAGACAGGAAAUGUGUGAGGAAAUCAUCAAAAAAGUCUGGCAAACCUCCACCAGAUCCCCUAACAACCUGAUCAGCACCAUAAGAGGACUUACCUGCUGUCAAAAGGAACUGAAAUCAUGGAGCAAUACCACCUCUAGGGGCCAAGGAACUCUCAUAAAAGAGAAGAGUGAGCUACUGAACCAACUAAAGAGAGAUAACAAGGGGGAUCUUCAAGGGGAAAUCAAACUGAUCCAAAGAGAACUUAAUGAUCUUAUGGAUGCAGAAAACCUUAAAUGGCAGCAAAGAGCCAAACAAGCCUGA
Molecule: messenger RNA, 582 nt
Organism: Carya illinoinensis
Lineage: Eukaryota; Viridiplantae; Streptophyta; Magnoliopsida; Fagales; Juglandaceae
Exons: 1
Coding region: 1-582 (193 amino acids)
Source: RefSeq, a predicted model, not a curated record